CAAUUUUUGACGUGGCUAAAAAUUAAAGGAGGCAAAUCUUUUUAUUCGUAUAAAAAGAGAGAUCAAAAAGAGCAUGAAAAAGAGAUAGCAAAAGCCCACUUUUUGCAAUAACAUGUGGCUCUCUCAUCUCUUCAUGUCCCUCUCUCAGCUGACGUGUAAUUUCUCCAUUUUCUCUGUCUUUAUGGCUUGUGGCUCUGUGUGAUCCAUUAUUAAUUUAAUACCAACCUCAGCCUCUUAUACAUACUCUUGUCUCAGACCUCAAAUAAAGAAUAAACACACAACCAUAAAUCUCAAUUAAUCUCUACUUCAUCUUCUUUCUGUUUUAUGUCUUCAAAGAUUAUUGGUAUGUCUCAAGUUAGAGAUACUCCGGUUAAGUUGUUUGGCUGGACAAUUACACCGGUUUCUCAUGAUCCACACUCUUCUUCGUCCACUGUUCUUCCUGAUUCUUCCUCGUCUUCCUCAUCUUCUUCUCCAUCACUUCGACCACACAUGAUGAACAAUCAAUCUGCUACUGACAAUACAAGUCUUAAGAUGUCAUCUAAUCUUAACAACGAGUCGAAAGAAACAUCUGAGAACAGCGAUGACCAACACAGCGAGAUUACAACAAUUACAUCGGAAGAGAAAACAACUGAACUGAAGAAACCAGACAAGAUUCUUCCGUGUCCGAGAUGCAACAGCGCAGACACCAAAUUCUGUUACUACAACAACUACAACGUUAACCAGCCACGUCACUUCUGUAGAAAAUGUCAGAGGUAUUGGACUGCUGGUGGAUCCAUGAGGACCGUCCCAGUAGGCUCAGGCCGUCGCAAGAACAAGGGAUGGGUUUCUUCAGACCAGUACAUGCACAUAACUUCCGAGGAUACUGACAAUUACAAUAGCUCCUCAACGAAGAUUCUAAGCUUCGAGUCUUCGGACUCUUUGCUUACUGAGAACACUAAGCAUCAAUCAAGCAAUGUGAAGAAAAACGGCGAUUCUGUUUCACAAGAACUCAACAACUUCCAAGGGUUUCUUCCUCCGCAAGGAUACCCUGUUUCGCCCCCUUGGCCUUGCCAAUACCCUCCAAACCCUAGUUUCUACCACAUGCCCGUCUACUGGGGCUGUGCGGUACCGGUUUGGUCUACCCUAGGCACUUCUACAUGUCUUGGGAAAAGGACAAGAGACGAAGCUGAAGCUUCGCAUGAAAGUGUUAAAGAGAGCAAAAAUGCUUUUGUGAGAACAAGCUUGGUUUUGGAAUCUCGGAGUAUCAAAAAUGAAACAAGUACGGCUACAAAUAACCAUGUGUGGUAUCCGGUACCGAUGACCCGCGAGAAGACAGAGCAAUUCAGCUUUUUCAGUAAUGGAGCUGAAACAAAGAGCAACAACCAGAGAUUCGUCCCUGAAACGUAUCUUAACCUGCAAGCAAACCCAGCAGCCAUGGCAAGAUCUAUGAACUUCAGAGAGAGCAUAUAACGUUAAGGAGAUACUAAUAUAGAAUAAUUGUACGUAUCUUAAUUCAAGAAGCGUUCUCUGUAUAUUGAUUGUUACCUAGUAGAAGAAGAAAAAACUUUGUAGAUAUCUUUUUGUGUGAUGAAAUUGUAGACAACUUUUCAAUCUAUCUUAUUUAUAUA
Arabidopsis lyrata subsp. lyrata is the source of this 1607-nucleotide messenger RNA. Its product is annotated as dof zinc finger protein DOF1.3. Gene Ontology annotation, molecular function: DNA binding; DNA-binding transcription factor activity. The record is from RefSeq and is a predicted model, not a curated record. Bases 325 to 1449 code for a protein of 374 amino acids. Lineage: Eukaryota; Viridiplantae; Streptophyta; Magnoliopsida; Brassicales; Brassicaceae. Gene Ontology annotation, biological process: regulation of DNA-templated transcription. The transcript is spliced from 2 exons.